Molecule: messenger RNA, 834 nt
Organism: Lithohypha guttulata
Lineage: Eukaryota; Fungi; Ascomycota; Eurotiomycetes; Chaetothyriales; Trichomeriaceae
Exons: 2
Coding region: 1-834 (277 amino acids)
Source: RefSeq, a predicted model, not a curated record
AUGUCCCGUCUCCUAGAACUAGGCUCCAAACUCCUCCAUCCCCGCCAAGAAUUCCGCCCAAAAAUCGUCGACACCGAAAAACGAGUCCGUGGCGUCCUAGACGGACACUACAUCUUCGACACCACACGCUCAAAACUAGUCUGGGAGAUUCCUUAUUUCCCACAAUUUUGGAUCCCAAAAGACGACUUCUUACCCGCAGCGAACUUUAAGGAAGACGCGCCAAUAUCAGGCAUUCAGAGCUCGACGAGUAAACUUACUGCUGGAGGCAAAACUAUCAGUAGCCUUCUGAUACCGCUGGGUUAUAAUACGGAGUUGGCGGGGUAUGUCAAGGUAGAAUUCAAGGAUUUGGAUGCGUGGUAUGAGGAGAUGGUGCAGGUGUUUUAUCAUCCUAAGGAUCCGUUUCAUAGGGUUGAUGUAUUGCCUAGUGGACGGCAGGUUAAGGUUGAGCUGGCAGGGAAAACGCUGGCCGAUACUAGAGGCGAGGGUGGUGUACUUAGUUUAUGGGAGACGAACUUUCCUGGACGAUGGUAUUUACCGCCUACGGCUGUGAAUUGGGAGUACUUGAAGCCGAGCCAGACGAAAACGGGGUGUCCUUAUAAGGGUGAAGCAAAUUACUAUAAUGCUGUCAUUGAUGGGAAGGAGCACAAGGAUGUGGUCUGGUACUAUCAGAAUCCAACGUCGGAAAGUGCUGCGAUAAGAGGCUUGCUGUGCUUCUACCCUGACAAGGUCGACACCUAUGUAGACGGCAAGCCUAUAGCCAAGAUUGGUAUGCCGCCUAUGAGCAAAGCGGAUAAAGAGAGCGUACAGCAGCCUCACAGUGGCUGCAAUUGCUAG